This is a messenger RNA of Lodderomyces elongisporus, 5238 nucleotides long. RefSeq names its product DNA-directed RNA polymerase II subunit RPB1 (gene RPO21). Gene Ontology annotation, molecular function: DNA binding. The transcript has a single exon. Bases 1 to 5238 code for a protein of 1745 amino acids. Gene Ontology annotation, biological process: transcription by RNA polymerase II. The record is from RefSeq and is a predicted model, not a curated record. NCBI's taxonomy places the organism in Eukaryota, Fungi, Ascomycota, Pichiomycetes, Serinales, Debaryomycetaceae. Gene Ontology annotation, cellular component: RNA polymerase II, core complex.
AUGAGUCGUCAGUUUCCUCACUCAAGUGCACCUUUGAAAUCGAUCAAGGAAGUCCAGUUUGGUCUUAUGUCGCCGGAAGAGAUCAGAGCCAUUAGUGUGGCAAAGAUUGUUUACCCAGAAACAUUUGACCAAGCUACAAAACGUUUUAAAGAAGGCGGUUUGAAUGACCCAAGGCUAGGCUCCAUCGAUCGUAACUACAAAUGUCAAACUUGUGGAGAAGAUAUGUCAGAAUGUCCGGGACAUUUCGGCCAUAUAGAAUUAACCAGACCCGUGUUCCAUAUUGGAUUCAUUGCCAAAAUCAAGAAGGUUUUGGAAAGUAUAUGUUUCCAUUGUGGCAAGCUCUUGCUUGAUGAAGAAAACCCAUUAAUGGCACAAGCAAUCAAGAUCAGAGACCCUAAAAAGAGAUUUAAUGCUGUUUGGGGUCUAUGCAAAAGCAAGAUGAUUUGUGAGACAAGCGAAAUUGAAGGCAAGCGUGGUGGAUGUGGGCACACGCAACCCACAAUUCGUCGAGAUGGUCUCAAGCUUUGGGGUACAUGGAAAAGUAAUAAAAACUUUGAAGAUAAUGACCAACCAGAGCGUCGUCAAUUAACCCCUACAGAGAUUCUCCAAAUUUUCAAGCACAUAACCUCAGAAGAUUGCUAUCGUUUGGGAUUCAAUGAAGAUUACGCGAGACCCGAGUGGAUGUUGAUCACUGUUUUGCCAGUGCCUCCACCACCGGUUAGACCAAGUAUUGCGUUCAAUGAUACUGCUAGAGGAGAAGAUGACUUGACAUUCAAGUUGGCAGAUGUGAUCAAGGCAAACAUGAAUGUGCAGCGUUUGGAAAUGGAUGGAUCUCCACAACACGUCAUUAGUGAAUUCGAGGCAUUGUUACAAUUCCAUGUUGCCACAUAUAUGGAUAAUGAUAUUGCAGGGCAACCUCAAGCUUUGCAAAAGACUGGUCGUCCGAUCAAGUCGAUUAGAGCGAGAUUGAAGGGUAAAGAAGGUCGUUUGAGAGGAAACUUGAUGGGUAAGAGAGUUGACUUUUCAGCACGUACUGUUAUUUCUGGUGAUCCCAACUUGGACUUGGACCAAGUCGGUGUCCCCAUCUCGAUUGCAAAGACAUUGACAUAUCCUGAGAUUGUUACACCAUACAAUAUUCACAAAUUAACGGAAUUGGUGAGGAACGGUCCCAGCGAGCACCCAGGUGCCAAGUAUGUGAUUAGAGAUACUGGUGAUCGUAUUGAUUUGAGAUACAAUAAGAGAGCUGGAGAUAUCGCAUUGCAAUAUGGAUGGAGGGUGGAGCGUCAUCUUAUGGAUGAGGAUCCCGUUUUGUUCAACCGUCAGCCUUCAUUGCAUAAGAUGUCUAUGAUGGCGCACAGAGUUAAAGUUAUGCCAUACUCAACAUUUAGAUUGAACUUGUCUGUUACUUCUCCAUAUAAUGCCGAUUUCGAUGGUGAUGAAAUGAACUUGCAUGUUCCACAAUCUCCAGAGACACGGUCAGAGUUGUCGCAGAUUUGUGCUGUGCCUUUGCAGAUUGUUUCUCCUCAAUCAAAUAAACCAGUGAUGGGUAUUGUUCAAGAUACAUUGUGUGGUAUCCGUAAAAUGACUUUGCGUGAUAUUUUCAUCGAGUAUGACCAAGUAAUGAAUAUGUGUUACUGGAUACCAAAUUGGGAUGGUGUCAUUCCUCCACCAGCCAUUAUCAAGCCCAAGCCACUUUGGUCAGGAAAGCAAAUGCUUUCUUUAGCAAUACCAAAGGGUAUUCACUUGCAAAGAUUCGAUGGAGGAAGAGAUUUGCUUAGUGCCAAGGAUACCGGAAUGUUGAUUGUUGAUGGUGAAAUCAUGUUUGGUGUUGUUGACAAGAAAACAGUUGGUGCUACAGGUGGAGGAUUGAUCCACACUGUUAUGAGAGAAAAAGGACCUACAGUUUGUGCACAAUUGUUUAGUUCGAUUCAAAAAGUUGUCAACUUUUGGCUUCUUCAUAAUGGUUUCAGUAUUGGUAUUGGUGAUACAAUUGCUGAUGCUGCAACAAUGAAGGAUAUCACAAAGACUAUUCAAGAGGCUAAGGCCAAGGUGCAGGAGAUUAUCUUGGAUGCCCAGCAUAACAAGUUGGAGCCAGAGCCAGGUAUGACUUUGAGAGAAUCUUUUGAACACAAUGUUUCUCGUGUUUUGAAUCAAGCGCGUGAUACUGCAGGUCGUUCUGCAGAAAUGAGUUUGAAAGAUUUAAACAAUGUUAAACAGAUGGUGGUUUCAGGUUCCAAAGGUUCCUUUAUUAAUAUCUCGCAAAUGAGUGCCUGUGUUGGUCAGCAAAUUGUUGAAGGUAAGAGAAUUCCAUUUGGUUUUGCCGAUAGGUCUCUUCCUCAUUUCACCAAAGAUGAUUACUCACCAGAGUCUAAAGGUUUUGUUGAAAACUCGUAUUUGAGAGGUUUAACCCCACAAGAGUUUUUCUUCCAUGCGAUGGCUGGUAGAGAAGGUCUUAUUGAUACCGCCGUUAAGACAGCCGAAACUGGUUAUAUCCAACGUCGUUUGGUUAAAGCCUUGGAAGACAUUAUGGUGCAUUAUGAUGGUACAACAAGAAACUCACUUGGUGACAUUAUCCAAUUCAUCUAUGGUGAAGAUGGUAUUGAUGCUACUCAAGUUGAGAAACAAUCUGUUGAUACGAUUCCAGGAUCAGAUGAGAGUUUUGAGAGGCGUUAUAGAAUUGAUGUGUUGGAAAAGAAUGCUUCAAUUUCAACGAAUUUGCUCGAGUCUGGUGAGGAAAUCCAAGGUGAUGUCGAGUUGCAAAAAAUACUCGAUGAAGAGUAUAAUCAAUUGCUUGAGGAUAGAAAGUAUUUGAGAGAUGUUGUUUUCCCCAAUGGUGAUUUUAGCUGGCCAUUACCAGUCAAUUUGCGUCGUAUUAUCCAGAAUGCUCAGCAGAUAUUCCACAGUGGCCGUGAUAAGCCUUCGGACUUGAGGUUGGACGAGAUUGUUGAGAGCGUACGUGAUUUGUGCACAAAAUUCCUUGUUGUGAGAGGUGAUACUCCGCUUAUGAAGGAAGCACAAGAAAAUGCUACGUUGUUGUUCCAAUGUCUUGUUAGAUCAAGACUUGCAUCGCGUAGGGUUAUUGAGGAGUUCAAGCUUAACAAGGCUUCAUUUGAAUGGGCAUUGGGUGAGAUUGAAACUCAAUUCCAAAAGUCUGUGGUCCAUCCUGGUGAGAUGGUUGGUGUUGUUGCUGCGCAAUCGAUUGGUGAGCCUGCUACUCAAAUGACGUUGAACACUUUCCACUAUGCCGGUGUCUCUUCAAAGAAUGUUACAUUGGGUGUUCCUAGAUUGAAGGAGAUUUUGAAUGUUGCCAAAAACAUCAAAACACCAGCAUUAACAGUUUAUUUGGACCCAGAAGUGGCAUCUGAUAUCGAGCUGGCCAAGAUUGUUCAAUCGUCUAUUGAGCACACAACUUUGAAGAAUGUUACCUCAUCAACAGAAAUCUAUUAUGAUCCUGAUCCAAGAACUACGGUGAUUGAAGAGGAUUACGAUACGGUUGAAGCUUAUUUUGCAAUUCCCGAUCAAAAAGUCGAGGAGAGCAUUGAGAAGCAGUCACCAUGGUUGUUGAGAUUGGAGUUGGACCGUGCAAAGAUGUUGGAUAAGCAAUUGACCAUGGCGCAAGUUGCCGAGAAAAUAUCACAGAACUUUGGUGAUGACUUGUUUGUUAUCUGGUCCGAUGAUACUGCAGAUAAGUUGAUUAUCCGUUGUCGUGUUGUUAGGGAUCCUAAGUCUUUGGACGAGGAUGCUGAUGCCGAAGAAGAUCAAAUAUUGAAGAGAAUUGAAGCGCACAUGUUGGAGUCUAUCUCAUUGCGUGGUAUUCCUGGUAUUACCAGAGUGUUUAUGAUGCAACACAAGGUUAGUAAACCAGAUGCGACCGGUGAGUUUAAACAAGGUAAGGAGUGGGUUUUGGAAACCGAUGGUGUUAAUUUGGCCGAUGUCAUGGCAGUACCGGGAGUUGAUUCCGCACGUACUUAUUCUAAUGACUUUAUUGAGAUUUUGUCGGUGUUGGGUAUCGAGGCUACUAGAUCGGCGUUGUUCAAGGAGAUUUUGAAUGUUAUUGCAUUUGAUGGUUCUUAUGUCAACUAUCGUCAUAUGGCAUUGUUGGUGGAUGUUAUGACAUCUCGUGGUCACUUGAUGGCCAUUACUCGUCAUGGUAUUAAUAGAUCCGACACAGGUGCGUUGAUGCGUUGUUCUUUCGAGGAAACCGUUGAGAUUUUGUUGGACGCUGCAGCUUCAGCAGAGUUGGACGAUUGUAAAGGUAUUUCGGAGAAUGUUAUGUUGGGUCAAAUGGCUCCCUUGGGAACCGGUUCAUUCGAUGUUAUGGUUGAUGACAAGAUGUUGCAGCAGGCACCUACUAAUGUUGCAAUGGUUGAAGUUGCUGAUGACGGUGGUGCUACUCCAUACAGAGAUCUUGAGAUGGAGGAUGAGCAGAUUGUUGUGGAUGAGGGUGCAGGUUUCUCGCCGGUGCAUAACGCCAUGUCGGAUAACAUGAAUGGAGGUUUGACUUCUUAUGGUGGCCAACCAACCUCGCCUGGCAAUACUUCGCCAUUCAGCUAUGGCACAACACCAGGAUACGGCGGUACCAGUCCAGGAUAUGGUGGAACCAGUCCAGGCUAUGGAUACUCCCCAACAUCUCCAUCAUACUCGCCGACAUCUCCAAGUUACUCACCUACAUCUCCAUCCUAUUCUCCAACAUCUCCAUCUUAUUCUCCAACUUCACCUUCGUAUUCUCCAACUUCGCCAAGUUACUCACCUACAUCUCCAAGUUACUCACCUACAUCUCCAAGCUACUCGCCAACUUCGCCAAGUUAUUCUCCAACAUCUCCAAGUUACUCACCUACUUCUCCAUCAUAUUCACCAACAUCACCUUCGUACUCACCAACAUCACCUUCGUACUCACCAACAUCUCCAAGUUACUCACCAACAUCUCCAAGCUACUCGCCAACUUCGCCAAGCUACUCCCCAACAUCACCUUCAUACUCACCAACUUCGCCAAGUUACUCACCAACAUCUCCAUCAUACUCUCCAACAUCUCCAAGUUACUCUCCAACUUCACCACAGUACUCACCUACAUCACCGCAAUAUUCUCCAACAUCACCUUCGUACUCACCUACAUCACCUUCUUAUUCACCUACAUCUCCACAAUAUUCCCCUACAUCUCCCCAGUACUCUCCUAGAUCGCCAAACUACUCACCUAAAUCACCAGAGUAUAAACCAAAGUCGCCAUCUAAAAAGGAUUGA